Messenger RNA from Girardinichthys multiradiatus, 4403 nucleotides. Its product is annotated as adenosine receptor A1-like. The coding region runs from base 3065 to 4150 and encodes 361 amino acids. Gene Ontology annotation, molecular function: G protein-coupled adenosine receptor activity. The transcript has a single exon. Gene Ontology annotation, biological process: vasodilation; G protein-coupled adenosine receptor signaling pathway; adenylate cyclase-activating G protein-coupled receptor signaling pathway. Lineage: Eukaryota; Metazoa; Chordata; Actinopteri; Cyprinodontiformes; Goodeidae. Gene Ontology annotation, cellular component: membrane. The record is from RefSeq and is a predicted model, not a curated record.
UUUAGUCGCAAACUUCUGUGGAUUCUCAAAGCUCAGGAAGGACGAGGGAAAAGGUCAGAAAACAUCAUCAUCAACUAACUAAAUGAGGCACAAUGGGACGGAGCACAACAACAAAGGUGAGAACCAAACAAGCCUGAAUCUGACACCUUUAUUCAUUAAAACUAAUUCAUUAGGGCCCCAUCAGUUAAUGGUUCUCCAUCCAAACACAAGCUGGGGCAUGUUUGCACGAUCCCUGGCGUCACUGAUGUCCGGACCGGAAAAAAAGAAAUAAAAAAAUCACCAUCCCAGCGAGGCCAUUAAUGCAGAGUUAAUGACUGGCCAUCAGGAGCAUCCUCGCUCUGAUUUAUUUCCACUUUAGGAAAAACAAGACAAAACCUCCCUGAUCAGACAACAGGUGACAUAAGGAGUAAAGAAGGAAGCUAUUUAAAUCUGAAUCCUCCAGAUUUGAUCAAACAGAACAUGGUGGCUGUUUAGGUGACACAAAUGAUGCUCCUACAGUCCUAAACGACACGUUCUACAGCAGAUUAGAGCCAAUAUGAACUGGUGAGUAACCAUACUGCUGCAAUGCAUCAUAUAAUAAUACCUAAUUACGUUUUGGUUUAAUGACAAGAAUUUUACAAGAAUGACAACCAGAAAAAGCUCAGAUUAGAGCAAUUUCAGAGGCUCACAUAGCAUUUUAGAUUUGUUUUCAAUUUGUUUUAUCCUUCAAGUCCUCCAGACCUUUCAGGUUUUCUGAGAUAGUUCUCCUGUUGGUACCUAAAGUUCAGUUUGUUUACAACUGGAGCAGCGUUCCCAAAGAUCUGUGAGUGUGGAUGUUUUUAAUGCAAAUUCACUUGAACUUCCCUCAUAUUUUUAAUCUCUUUUGUUUUAGAUUUAUUUUUUAUUUUACUCAUGCCUUUAAUCGUUUUUAUCUUUUUAAUACAACUGUUUAAAGCCAUUUUAAAUACCACCAUAAAGGAAUGUAUUAGGCUACGUUUUAUAUUUAUUAUUUGUGUUAAAAAUAAAAUACUGUAAAUACAUGUAUUUAGAUUUUUUUCUAUUUCUGUUUUCUCAUUUCUACAUUUUAUGUAGUUUUAUUGUAGUUGUCAGUUAAUUAUUAAAAUAAUUAUUGAGGUGAGAAGGAAAAAAUGCAGCAGCUUUUUGAUGGAGAAAGUUAUUUUAAAACAAGAAAUGUAUUGCAAGAUUGUCAAAUAUUGCCAAUUUUUGCAUUAAACAAUAUCUUCAUUUUUUUAAUUUUAUGUUAUUGCUCGAUUUUUGUUUAACUCACAAAAGUGCAUCAAAGUGCAAACUGUCAGUUCAUGUGUUUAUAGUCUGAAAACCGUCUUCAUUUUGAUGAAAAAGUCAAAUCUGCCAAUCAGAACCAGUCAGAGAGAGAUUUGCUCAUUUCCAUCCCAAGCUGACUGAUUGGUGAAUUUCUGCAAUUUUAUUACCCAAUGUAAAAUUUUACUGGUGUAUGUUAACUGUUUGCAUGACUGUUUCUUUGAAAUACUUUCUAGAAUCAUUAAGUCUUUCAGGGUAUGUCUCUACCAGCUUUUCGCAUUUACAGACUGAUUUGUUUUUGGUCCAUUCUUUGUGUAACUUGUGGAGUUCAAUCAGACUGGAUGGAGAGUAUAGGUGAACAUCAGUUUUCAAGUGUUGGAUAAACAAUUCUCAAUUUCUUUUAGCUCUAGGCCAUUCUAACGCAGGAAUAGGCUCAGAUCUAAACCAUUCAGUUGUAGCUCUGGCUGCAUGUUCACGGUCAUUGUCUUGUUUUUCCUCCUGCAUGACCCUGUUUGUAGCUCCAUCCCUUCUUCACACCAACUCUGACCAGCUUCCCUGUCCCUGCUGAAGAAAAGCAUCCCCACUGUAGUACAGCUGACUAACUGUGUUCAGGUUGUUGCUUCUCCACCACACACAUCCCUUGCAUCUGUCCACUAUAAAUACUUUUGCUAGACACUGUAAAACAAAAUUCUUUACAUCUUUCUUGCAAAAGUAUUUUUUAUUACCCUUGAAGUUUUUCACUUUUUUUUUUUUUUUUUUUGAUAGAACACAAAUUAGUGCAAAAGUGUCAAGAGAAAGAAAAAUGCUAAAUUGUUUUUUACACAUCAAAAUCUGACAAGUGUGGCAAUAUUCUGCUCCUUUUACCUUUAUACCCCAAAAUAGAAUACAGAGUAUCAAAUUAACCUUAGGAGUCAAAAAUCAUUAUUAAUGUAUUUAUUCCCAGCAUGAAUGUAGCUGUUCUUUGAAGGCAUCAGAGGUCUGUUGGAGGACAUUAGUGGACAAACGUGGAGAAGCUUAAAGCCGGGUUAGAGAGCUGCUCAAUCCUUAAUCGCAAAGAUUAUGGCACAAGUGCAACCAAUCAAGUAGGUCAAUGAUCAGAGAUGCAGCUAGGAGGCCGAUGGUAACUCUGGAGGAGCUGCAGAGAUCCACUGCUAAGGUGUGAGACUCUAUCGACAGGACAAUGGUAGUCAAAUUUAGUAUCAUCCAACUAAUGUCUACUACUGGUAGAUAAUAGUUGGAUGAUACUAAAUUUGACCUAGUUGCAAAAUGAGGUGUGUGUAGUUGAAAAGUAACACUAAACACAGUGUGUCGACUGAUCAUCACUGUUGCUUUUCCUCAGCAGGGACAGGGAAGCUGGUCAGAGUUGGUGUGAAGUUGGACAGAGCUACGAACAGAGCUGGUAGAUGCUAAAAAACACUCACCUUUAAGCAGGAUGAUGACCGGCAACAUGCAGCCAAAGCUACAACUGAAUGGUUUAGAUCAAAGCCUAUUCAUGUGUUAGAAUGGACUACAGCUAAAUUAAAUUAAGACUUGAAAACUGAUGUUCACCGACGCUCUUCAUCCAGUCUGAUUGAACUCCAUACGUUAUACAAAGAACGAACAAAAAAAACUAAAUCGGUCUGUAAGUGAGAAAAGCUGAUAGAGACAAACUCUAAAAGUCUUGGUGAUUCUACAAAGUACUGAAUCAGAGAAUAAAUAUAAAUAGACGCCACACUUUGUCUUUGUUAAGCACUGUUUGACUGCUAAAAUACAGUUUGACUCGCUGGCUAGGUUGAUCGAUAUUAUUUCUCUUUUUAGGAGAACAAUGGAGAACCGUCCUGCUUCACUGUACUUCCAGGAUCUCAAACAAAGCAGCAACUCAUCUGGUCGAGAUCUUCUGACUUUCACAUCUUUUCUCAUUUCCCCGUCUCCAUCGCCUCCACCUGCUGACGUGGUGAUUUCCCCCAACGUGCCGUACAUGACCGCUGAGCUCAUCAUCGCCCUUUUAUCUACUCUGGGUAAUUUGCUGGUCUGCACCGCCGUGGGUCUCAACCGCAAACUACGCACCGUCACCAACUACUUCCUGGUGUCGCUCGCGGUAGCAGAUAUCUGCGUGGGCAUGAUCGCCAUUCCCUGCGCCAUCCUGACAGAUGCCGGUUUACCGGGUUAUAACCUCUACCUGUGCCUCCUCAUGCUCAGCGUUUUGAUAAUGUUCACGCAGAGCUCCAUCUUCAGCCUCCUGGCCGUGGCUGUGGAGCGCUAUGUCGCCAUCUUCAUGCCCUUCCGCUACCGCAUCCUGAUGACGCCUCGCAAUGCUGUCCUGGUGAUCCUCGCCACAUGGUUGCUGGCCUUCCUCAUUGGGCUGGUGCCUCUCAUGGGCUGGCAUAAGACACCGCCCGAUUCUGGCUACUGCUUCUUUGUCCUGGUGGUGGACAUGACCUACAUGGUCUAUUUCAACUUCUUCGCCUGCGUGCUGGCGCCCCUGAUCAUCAUGUUUCUCAUCUACGCUCAGAUCUUCGUUACGGUCAAGCAGCAAAUGCGACGGAUCGGACCGGAGCAGCGGAGCCGAGCGGAGGGCGAGAGCAGAGCGGCAGCCAGCAUGCGAAGGGAGAUGAAGAUGGCCACGUCUCUCUUCCUGGUUCUUUUUCUCUUCACGGUCUGCUGGAUCCCUCUUCACAUCAUCAACUGCUUCCUCCUGCUCUGCCCACGCUGCCCGGUGCCGUUAGAGCUGCUGCUCACCGCCAUAAUCCUGUCGCACGCGAACUCCGCCCUCAACCCGUUCCUUUAUGCAUACACCAUGACAACUUUCAGAGACACUUUCAAGGCAAUUUUCUUGUGCUGCAGGACGUUGGGAGACAGGGAGGUGUCAAACUUGACCAAUAGAGAAGAAACAAACACUAGACCGAACUAGUGAUCCACAAGAAUAUUUGACCCGUAAAUAUUCCUCUCCAUUUUACAAUUAAAAACUCUAAACUUUAAGGAAUUUGAGAUUUUUCAACAGAGGACAUAUGGAUCAUCAGGAUGGAUGGAUAAAUGGAUGGAAGACAGAAUUUUCAGAAAUUGCAUACAUUUACAGUGUAGACAAUCGGACAGGGAUAAAAAUGUGGAAAUACAAAUAUUUUUCCAUACUUAUCCAGACCGGGAAUAAUUCCAGGCUUGUCCAA